AUGUCAUUGCUAAACGCGCCCGACGACGGCUUCGGAACUCCUCGGUGCAUGGAAAUAUCCGAUGUCGAGCCGAUUCUCCGCACUCUCUUCAAUAUCCUCAUCCCCGGUGACAAGCUGACAUUGCUGCGUCAUAUUUUCCCUAGGCGCUUCCUACCAACAAGUUCAUACUUUAUGCAGCUAACAGUUCGGUUGAAACAACAGGGAUGUAAGCGCUGGACAAUUACCCCGCCCUCCUGCGACAAACUUACACUGUUCAAGUUCAUUUCAUCUAGAAUGAAGGAUAGCAUCAUGGUCAUGCGUCAAUCCAAGGACGAGACAAAUCAAACGCAAGACCUGGGCGAAUCCUGGUCUCCGUAUAAGCCUCUGAGCCAACAUCGAGAUUGCACGCGGCUGUUGCGAAUCGAAGCAGCUAAGGAUGGUGAUCCCAUCACCUGCAGCUUGUUCGAAGUCAUCUUCGGUGACAGGCCCAAGUUUGACGCGCUCUCAUACAUGUGGGGAGAUGGUCAAGCUGGGCAAACUAUUACCCUCAAUGGCGUCGGCUUCAACGUCCGGCAAAACCUUUGGGACGCUUUGCACUACCUCCGGAAACACGCUCCUGACACUGAUUACUGGAUUGACGCAAUAUGCAUCAACCAGAAAGACAUACCCGAACGGAAUAGACAGGUCCGUAUGAUGCACCAUAUCUACUUCAGAGCUCAGACCGUUGUCGUAUGGCUGGGAAAGAGAUAUGCGGAAUACGAAGCAGCUUUGCCUGACUUGCAAAGACUUGGCCAUGAUAAACCUUCCAAUGAACAAGUCAAUCCGGAAUUGCCAACAGAUUCACCCCGAACCGACUCUGCUGAACGCAGCUUCGCAGAGAAGUUGUACAAUGACGACUAUUGGAAGCGCCUGUGGAUAAUCCAGGAGAUUGGGCUAGCCCAGAAGAUUAAAGUAUGCUUUGGAGACUCGGCGGCAGAAUGGAAACAGUUUACGCAGUUCAUCACCAUGCACAACUUUGGAUCUAAAGGCCCUAUAAGGUUGGAACGGCAGCGAGAGGAGAAAUAUACCGGGUCAAACACCUUACUUCAGCUACUGCAGGACCAUAAAGAAGCAGAUUGCCAAGACAGGAAAGAUAAGGUAUAUGGCCUUGUAGGAAUGGCUUCAGACGCCCGCGGCUUUUCUAUCGAUUAUAAUAAGUCGGUCUUUGAGAUUUGGACUGACGUGAUGGAAUUUAUGAAUCGACACAGCCUAUUUUUUGACAGGGAUAUCAUAUCCAUCGGGCACCUCGUUAAGUUUCUACUCAUGGGGGCGGAAUGCGACCCCUUGCAACAGAUCCUGCGGCCAUACGCACCUAGAGAU
Messenger RNA from Fusarium redolens, 1338 nucleotides. RefSeq names its product heterokaryon incompatibility protein-domain-containing protein. The record is from RefSeq and is a predicted model, not a curated record. The transcript is spliced from 3 exons. The annotation marks the transcript as partial. NCBI's taxonomy places the organism in Eukaryota, Fungi, Ascomycota, Sordariomycetes, Hypocreales, Nectriaceae.